AUGGCGUCUGCGGAUUCCGCCGAGCAGCUCGUCUGCUCGACCGACCCCGAGCACCCGGCCAACCUCAUACCCUCUCUGUGUGCCAAGUUCUGGACCCUCGGCUGGGUCACCGGCACCGGCGGCGGCUGCUCCAUCAAGGACGACGACCUCGUCUACAUCGCCCCCUCGGGCGUCCAGAAGGAGCUCAUCAAGAACACCGACAUCUACGUCCUUUCCCUGGCCGCCCAGGAACCCCCCUACAAGCACCGCACAUAUCUUCGCUCCCCGCCCCGUCACAAGCCGUCCCAGUGCACGCCCCUCUUCCUCGCCGCCUUCACGCGCCGCCGCGCCGGCUGCUGCAUCCACACCCACUCGCAGUGGGCCGUGCUCGUCACCCUGCUCCUCGAGCAGGAUCGGCGGGGCGCCGGAAGCAACGUCUUCGAGAUCAACAACAUGGAGCAGAUCAAGGGUUUCGGCCGAGGCCUAGGCCGGCAGGGCAACCUCGGAUACCAUGACACCCUCCGCAUCCCCGUCAUCGAGAACACGCCGCACGAGGAGGACCUGACCGAAUUCCUCGAGGCUGCCAUGGACGAGUAUCCGGACACGUACGCCGUGCUGGUGAGGAGGCACGGCGUCUACGUCUGGGGCGACGACGUCCACAAGGCCAAAACCCAAUGCGAGAGCCUCGACUAUCUCUUCCAGCUGGCCGUCGAGAUGAAGAAGCUCGGCAUUCCCUGGAUCAGCAACGUCCCCCGUGUCGCGCCAGAGCGACCCUAG
Molecule: messenger RNA, 756 nt
Organism: Drechmeria coniospora
Lineage: Eukaryota; Fungi; Ascomycota; Sordariomycetes; Hypocreales; Ophiocordycipitaceae
Product: APAF1-interacting protein
Exons: 3
Coding region: 1-756 (251 amino acids)
Cellular component (GO): cytoplasm
Molecular function (GO): metal ion binding; methylthioribulose 1-phosphate dehydratase activity
Source: RefSeq, a predicted model, not a curated record